ACUCUCUCCAGUUCUUCUCUAAAUAACACAUUGUAAUCAUCCAUGGCUAGCAGCAAAACACAGACCCCUGAACCUACACAGGAAAUAACGCCUCAAAAGGCACUUGAGAUAUAUAAAAACGCUCUUAAUUUCAAUGUUAUACAUCGUUAUGAUCAAGCAAUCAAACAACUCUUAUACCUCACCUCACAUAGUGUUAUAUACAAGUUUGACGACGAUACUGAGGAAUGGAUAAAGACAGACUAUCAAGGAACCAUGGCAUUAUAUCUCAGAGACUUCUCACUCCCGCAAAACUCACAACCAGAAUUGGAGAAAUUAUUCUGUUAUGGACUUAUCUUACUUAAUAGAAACAAUCCAGAAUGUUUCUCCCUUGGUCUUUUACCCAAUAAAGUUUCAAAACAUUUCUUUCCUCAUGGUGUGGGAAGUAAUGGGAUCGUUGAAAUGGAUGUAGAAAUCAAUGAUAAUUUAAUCAUUGUCAAAAAUUUAUUGGGGGAUAUCUAUGGGUUAUGGGUAUUUAAUGAGGAUGAUAGAUUAAAAUUGUUUAAAUUGUUAGAAUUUUGUUUAAAGAAUGACCCUACAGGAUUAUAGAGAUUGAGAAAUUAUCACAAACGGGCUGAGCUCGGAUAUUCAACUUGAGGAUAUAGAUAUAGAUCCAAACACCAAGUCACAGAGUGGCAGAUGUUUUUAACAGAUUGAAAUAAAUUUAAUAUUGGUAGGGGUGUCUCUAUAAUUACCGGGGAAUCAGUACUUUGUAUAUGGUAGC
Messenger RNA from [Candida] anglica, 760 nucleotides. Lineage: Eukaryota; Fungi; Ascomycota; Pichiomycetes; Serinales; Debaryomycetaceae. The record is from the annotation of a GenBank genome assembly.